Molecule: messenger RNA, 2523 nt
Organism: Dovyalis caffra
Lineage: Eukaryota; Viridiplantae; Streptophyta; Magnoliopsida; Malpighiales; Salicaceae
Source: the annotation of a GenBank genome assembly
AUGUCCAACCAGUUAACGGGUUCAUUACCGAGUUUAUCAGGGUUAAUCUCUCUCCAAGUCCUCCUUUUACAUAACAACAAUUUCUCUUCAAUUCCUCCUGAUUUUUUCGCCGGAAUGACGUCGUUAACCACCGUCUAUUUGGAUUACAAUCCCUUUGAAUCAUGGGAGAUACCGGAGAGUCUCAAAGAUGCUGGUCUUUUGAAAGAAUUCUCGGCGAAUGGUGCUAAUGUAGCUGGCAAAGUCCCAGAAUUUUUUAACAGCGUUGUGUUUCCUAGCUUGGAAAAGUUGCAUUUGGCUUUAAAUUAUUUAGAGGGUGGAUUGCCACAGAAUUUUUCCGGGUCUACUAUACGGUCUUUGUGGCUUAAUGGCCAAAAGAGUAAUUCAAGGCUAAAUGGUACUGUUUCUAUCUUGCAAAACAUGACUUUAUUGGAGGAAAUUUGGCUCCAUGGAAAUUAUUUUACGGGUCCUCUGCCUGAUUUGUCUGGAUUAAAAUCCUUGAAAGUUUUGGGUUUAAGGGACAAUAGCUUCACGGGUGUUGUUCCACCGUCAUUGCAGAACAGUUCUGAGCUUCGUGUUGUCAAUUUCACUAAUAAUAAGUUCCAGGGACCAACGCCCAAGUUUGCGGAUGCAGUUUCUGUGGAUAUGAUUCCUGGGACUAAUCGUUUUUGUUUGGAUGCUCCUGGUGUUGUUUGUGAUGCUCGUGUUAAUGAUUUGUUGUCGGUUGCGAAAAAUUUUGGAUACCCUGUUAGUCUUGCUGAUACUUGGAAAGGAAAUGAUCCUUGCACAUCCACCGAUGCCUGGAAAGGAAUUACUUGUGCUGGAGGGGAUAUUUUGGUUUUUAACUUGAAGAAAGCAGGACUUACUGGUACCAUUUCUUCAGAUUUUUCUUUGUUUUCGAAACUGCAGAAAUUGAUUCUUUCUGAUAACAUGCUUACUGGUACCAUACCAGAUGAGCUUACAAGUUUGUCUAGUCUUAAUUUAUUAGAUGUUUCCAACAACAGACUCUAUGGUCAAAUUCCUAAGUUUAGAAGUAACGUGGAAGUGCAAUAUGGUGGAAAUCCUGAUAUUGGAAAGAAUAGCAGUAGCUAUGCUCCCCCCGGUACUCCUGGAAGUACACCUAGCUCGCCUGCUGGUCCAGGUGGUGGUUCUGAUGAUAGUGGAAACAAGAAUUCGGCUACUGGAAAGAUUAUGGGUUCUGUGAUUGGUGUUGUUUGCGGUUUAUGUGUGGUUGGGUUAGGUGUAUUCUUUUAUAGUAGGAAACGAAACCGAUCUAGUAAGGUUCAGAGUCCAAAUACGAUGAUUAUUCACCCUCGCCAUUCAGGGGAUCAGGAUGCGGUGAAAAUCACUGUUGCUGGAUCAAGUGCAGAUAGUGGAGUUGAGAGCUUCACUGAUAGUGUUGGACCCAGUGACAUUCAUGUGGUCAGGACUGAAAAAAUGGUGAUCUCAAUUCAAGUUUUAAGAGAUGUUACUAAUAAUUUUAGUGAAGAAAAUAUUUUGGGAAGGGGUGGAUUUGGGACUGUAUACAAGGGGGAAUUGCAUGAUGGAACAAAAAUUGCAGUGAAGAGGAUGGAGUCAGGAGUGGUUAGCGAGAAAGGUCUAGCAGAGUUCAUGUCCGAGAUUGCAGUGCUUACAAAGGUUCGACACCGCCAUCUAGUCGCCCUUCUAGGAUAUUGCUUGGAUGGAAAUGAAAGGCUUCUUGUUUAUGAAUAUAUGCCUCAGGGGACUCUUAGCAGUCAUCUUUUUAGUGGGAAGGAGGAGGGUGUCAAACCUCUUGACUGGACUAGAAGAUUAACUAUUGGCUUGGAUGUUGCUAGAGCCGUUGAAUACCUACACGGGCUAGCACAUCAAAGUUUUAUUCACAGGGAUCUCAAGCCUUCCAAUAUUCUUCUAGGAGAUGAUAUGCGGGCCAAAGUGGCUGAUUUUGGAUUGGUUCGUCUUGCUCCAGAAGGGAAAGCUUCAAUUGAAACGAGACUAGCUGGAACUUUUGGAUAUCUUGCUCCUGAAUAUGCAGUGACUGGUCGAGUGACUACCAAGGUUGAUGUGUAUAGCUUUGGAGUCAUAUUAAUGGAGAUGAUCACAGGAAGAAAAGCACUUGAUGAGACCCAACCUGAGGAAAGCUUUCAUCUUGUUACUUGGUUCCGUAGGAUGCACAUCAACAAAGACACAUUCAUUAAGGCCAUUGACCCAACUAUUAAUCUCGAUGAGGAAACCCUUGGUAGCAUUAGCACUGUUGCCGAUUUAGCAGGCCAUUGCACUGCAAGGGAGCCCUACCAGCGGCCAGACAUGGGUCAUGUGGUUAAUGUUCUGUCCUCUCUUGUUGAGUUUUGGAAACCAGCAGAACCAGAUUCUGAUGAUAUGUAUGGGAUUGAUUUUGAGACGCCCUUGCCUGAAGUAUUGCUGAAGUGGCAGGCAUUUGAUGGAAGCAGCUCUUCAUUUCCUCCAAGUGGGGAUAAUACCCAGACUAGUAUACCUACUCGGCCAUCUGGGUUUGCAGAUUCAUUUACUUCGGCAGAUGGACGGUAG